AAUACUCAUGAAAUUAAAGUUAAUCAUGUCUUCAUUCAAAUCAUACGGCAAAGUUGAUGAACAUGACCAAAUGCUACACCAAACCCAAAUAAAAACCCGAAAGAGAAUCAUAAUCAUAACCCUCUCCUCAAUAAUCCUCGUUGCUGUUGUCCUUGCUGCUGUUUUUGGAAUUCUCAAUAAUUCUCGUGAUCAUAACUCUCAACAAGAUGGUGGUUCAGUGCUCGCCACGUCGGUGAAGGCGAUUUGCGACGUGACAUUGUACAAGGAAUCAUGUUACAGUAGCCUGAGCUCUGUUGUGAACUCAUCAGCAGGGGAGGUUAAGCCAGAGGAGCUAUUAAGGUUGUCCAUUAAGGUGGCCUUAGAAGAAGUGUCAAAUGUUGUUAGUAGCUAUUUCUCUUCUGAUAGUGGGGGGCAUAAUGGACAUUUCCAAGGCUUGAAUAAUGAUGGUAGGGCAAAGGAGGCUUUAGACAAUUGUAAAGAGCUUUUGGAUCUUGGAGUUGAUCAUCUUAAUAACUCUUUGUCUUCUGUGGAUUCCUCUUCCCUUUUUGAAAUCUUUGAUGAUCUUCAAACAUGGUUAAGUGCUGCAGGUACAUACCAACAAACUUGCAUUGAAGGGUUUGAUGAGGAAAAAGAAUCACUAAAAUUGAAUGCAACAAACUACCUUAAAAACUCAACAGAGUUCACCAGUAACAGCCUGGCCAUCAUCACAUGGAUGAAGAAGGCGGCCGCAAUGACCGUGAGCCGGCGGCGACGCCUGCUAAGUUCAUCAUUUCCAGAAUGGGUUAGUUCCAAGGACAGGAAGUUACUUGGAAGCAAAGAAAAGAGUAAUAUUGUUGUGGCCAAAGAUGGGAGUGGGAAAUACAAGACAAUAUCCGAGGCAUUGAAACAUGUUCCAGAGAAGAGUAGUAAGAGGACAGUGAUUUAUGUGAAGAGAGGAGUUUACUAUGAGAAUGUUAGAGUUGAGAAGAACAAAUGGAAUGUGAUGAUGAUUGGUGAUGGCAUGAAUGCUACUAUUGUUUCUGCUAGCCUUAACUUUGUUGAUGGCACACCAACCUUUUCAUCUGCUACUUUUGCUGUGUUUGGGAAGAAUUUCAUAGCAAGAGACAUGGGAUUUAGAAACACAGCUGGUCCACAGAAGCAUCAAGCAGUGGCACUAAUGACAACUGGGGAUGAAGCUGUUUAUUACAGAUGCCAAUUUGAUGCAUUUCAAGACACACUCUAUGCUCAUUCCAAUCGCCAAUUUUACAGAGAAUGCAACAUUUUUGGUACAGUUGAUUUCAUCUUUGGCAACUCUGCUGUUGUCAUUCAAAAUUGUAACAUUUUCCCAAAGUUACCAAUUCCUGGCCAGCAGAACACUAUCACUGCACAAGGCAAAACUGAUCCCAACAUGAACACAGGUAUCUCAAUACAAAAUUGCAAGAUUUCAGGCUUUGGGAACUUGAGUUCUAUCCAAACAUAUUUGGGAAGGCCAUGGAAGGAUUACUCAACAACAGUGUUCAUUAGAUCCAGAAUGGAAGCUUUAAUUAACCCAAAUGGAUGGUUACCUUGGGUAGGAAACUCAGCACCAGACACCAUCUAUUAUGCUGAAUUUCAGAACUAUGGACCAGGGGCUUCUACAGCAAAUAGAGUAAAGUGGAAGGGCUUGAGAGCUAUUUCUUCUAAACAAGCUACCAAGUUUACAGUCAAGACUUUUCUUGGUGGCCAAAGAUGGAUUCCUGCAUCUUCUGCUCCUUUUCAGUCUGAUCUGUGA
Messenger RNA from Arachis ipaensis, 1750 nucleotides. Its product is annotated as putative pectinesterase/pectinesterase inhibitor 46. Gene Ontology annotation, molecular function: enzyme inhibitor activity; pectinesterase activity. Lineage: Eukaryota; Viridiplantae; Streptophyta; Magnoliopsida; Fabales; Fabaceae. Gene Ontology annotation, biological process: cell wall modification. The record is from RefSeq and is a predicted model, not a curated record.